GCUUUUCCAGAAAUACUGAACUAGGGUGCAUUGCCAGCGAGUCGAAGAGGUGAAGGUGGUGCAUUUUGCUUCGCAUUACUCUCAAUAAUAUUCCUGAUUUAAGAUGAGUCUCCGGAAGUCUUCAAAUACGGUCAAGCCAAAGGCAGAGAGAUCCAAGUCACACAAUUGCAGAUUCUAAAGAACGAACGAAACGUGCUAAAUUGGCCUGCACCUGUUCGAUCACCUCACACCGAAUUUUAUCUUCUCGUCUUCUUGUUUGACCAUCGAACGCGUAGGAUCAUGAGCAACGGUUGACUGUAAAAAGCUCUUGGGGAUGAGCAGCUGCACUUCUCAUAAGAAUUCUUGAAACUUGUUUUGAGCUGAGUCUGAUCUGAUCCAAUCAUCGGCCAUCGUCAUCGUCGAGGGCGAGCCUGCUAUGGAAGCUCCCAAAGCCGAGACCGCAGAAUUAUUUCUCGGCCUGAGACCAAACUCGCGGAGACCAACUCCGGCACCCUGGACCACGAGGGAGAAACCCAAGAGACUCAGUGCUCCUGAUCACGUCUAUGGGAAGGCCACGCCCGCAGCAUCGAGCGUGGAGUCGAUCAAAUCAGACAUCAUGUCGAAAAUGGCGACGUUGGAAGCUUCUCUUGUGGCGCAGAUUCACGAGUCGAGGUCGAGGGAAGAGAAGCUUCGGAACAAGCUGGCGAAAUCGAGAGUGGCGAAGAAAGAUCUGCAGGCCAAGCUGAGCCGGUACGAUCAUGAUCGGGCAGAGGGGCAGACGAUUGUCGUCGAAAAGCCGCCCGAGCUGCCGAUGUCCAGCAGAGCGAGCUGGAGUCCCCCGAUGCUGUCGUGCUGCGGCGAUCUGAGACAGUUGGCCAGGAAUCAGGUCAUCCGGAUCGUGCAGGACUUAUCGCCCGAGUUCACGGUCGAUUUGGAAGUUCACAGCUACGGCGGCUACAUACCGUGGUCGAAGGUUUUGGAUUGGCUCGAGGACCACCCUGACAUUGUCAAAACUAUCGGACUGAACUUCCAUGCCCUGCGAACGAUAUGAUCAGAAUGCUCGUCUUUCCUUACUCUUGAUCAUUCGCAUUUGCAGGACCGUCACUGCACACUUUCGUUCAUUGCGAUGAGAAAUUCCUCCUUCAGGACACGACAGAAUUUUAUGCCUUUGGUAGACAAUUUCAGCCGCCAGCGAUGACAGAUUUCCGCUAAACUCAAAGCAUCGAUAGACUCCUGACGUCGUCCGCUGCGGACGCCUUUAGUUCACGAACGACUCGAGCCAGCAGCUUCAGGGGCGAGUGAAGCUCCCGUUGAUCUAGAAAUACGCUCAAAUCUUCGAUCCGUCUCACCGACUAAAGUUCAAGACAUCAAUUCUGCAACAUUCCGUCUAAUCACUUCUGAAAGGAAUUUUCGGCUCGUUUAAUUACGGGAACUUCGAGCAUCGAGAGUGGAAGUGCCAAUGUAAUGCCACUCGUUGAAUCUGGACAUUUCCUUCGUAUCCUGUGAGGGUACAAUUGCAGCCCCAUCCACACGAUAGAGUUGUGUAUUUCAGAUUUCAAGCGGUUUCGUUUGUGCUCACAUCGAGCGUCCACCGUAUUCUGACAGCAGAGAAUCCCACCGAACCUAACUCGUUAAAACGCCUCGGUUUGGCUCGACGGGCCGAACUCGAAGAGUGACGGAGAACGGGAUUGGGAAGGUCGUGUGAUCGAGAGAUUCGUAAUGGCCUCGACGGUUCGAAAGAAGCACCUCGCCGAAUCCUUGCGGAGGUAGGGACGGAGGAAUCGAAGCCCAAAGAGGCCCGGACUUCUGGAGUCUUCUUCAUAGAUAAAUACGAGCAACAUUUCGCACCACCGCAAUGCAUGCAGCUCUUAUCAAAAGACAUGUCUACCACAAAGUCACCUAGAAACUCUACGAGCAUGGACAACUUUUCAAAAUGUACACAAGUUCGUUUCGUACGCUUUGAAGCGAUUGUACUACCUCCUUGACUGCAGCUUCCAUUCGAGGGUCAAAUCGUGCGAGUCCAUUCACGCCAACUCAAAUCGAAGUUUUUUCUCAUGAUGUCUUCAUGGUCAUGUCCCAGUCUUAAAACCUGGCGUCUCGGAGUGCAGCCGAGGUGAUCUACCUGCAGCCAUCAGUGACGCCAGCCCCGAGCUCUUCAUCACCCAUCAACUCCUUCUCUGCGCUUCUCGGUCUAACACGGAUAGCACUGCCUGCUCUUUUACGACUCGAUCUGCAAAGUCUUGGGGACCUGUCACGGAAGCACAUCGACCUAGAGGCUCGCGUUAGGGACUUUCACCGCAUUGAAUGCUGAGAUCUGGAAAGGCCAUUGAACGCAAAUAGCUUGAUAAGUUCUCAACCGCUACUAAAAACAUACUCGCAACAUCGAAGACCGCAGUGGGGAUCGAAAUCUUACAGAUUGAGAAUGUAUUUCUGAAGCUUACUGACUAUAAAAAAUGUUCUCUGUAAACUGGAUUGGAGAGAACGCAAUUGCAUAUUACGGGAGUUUUAGUGGAGCAUUUUGAUGAAUUCGGUCGCUAUUUGCAACUAUUUUUGAACAACCAGAUCUCGUCUGCACAUGUUUACCAGACCCACAAGGUUGUAUUCCAAGACACACACUUAACAUGAAUUUAUCAAGUGCUCAGAUCCCA
Marchantia polymorpha subsp. ruderalis is the source of this 2627-nucleotide messenger RNA. The record is from the annotation of a GenBank genome assembly. NCBI's taxonomy places the organism in Eukaryota, Viridiplantae, Streptophyta, Marchantiopsida, Marchantiales, Marchantiaceae.